Didymodactylos carnosus is the source of this 1442-nucleotide messenger RNA. The record is from the annotation of a GenBank genome assembly. Lineage: Eukaryota; Metazoa; Rotifera; Eurotatoria; Philodinida; Philodinidae.
AUGACAGAUCGGAGGAUACAGUCAUUACAAAAUAUACUAAACGAUCCUUUGCCAGUAAACAUAACAUCUGAGGACGCGACUUAUGAAUUAACGAAAUUAUUGGAAUGUUUGUCAAUAACAAAUCAAGAUCAUAGAAAUGAAGCUAUGGAAAGGCAAAGUUCAGACGAUCCAAAAAGAACUGAUUAUCUAGAAGAUAAUGAUAUAGAUCGUGCUUACAUAGAUAAUGAUGUUUCGCCAGCAAAAAGACAACGGGGAGACCCUAUACCAGUUAUCAAUGAUCUUCCGUUAUUACUAUCAAGUCCCGAGAUUAAAGACCACCCAAAACGAUUUAUACAUAGUCGUAAUAUAACAGAAUUGAAAAAUGGCGAUGUUGCUUGCAUACAAUCAACAAAGAAAGGUCAGCGUAAUUAUCCAUCAACAGAAAUCAGACAAGAAUGGCGUCCUGAAGAACAUGAAAAAACGCGGUAUAUGCAGGUGAGCUUAAUGCAAUGGGAUGGAAAAGAGAUACACCAGUCAUUAGCAAUCGUACCAAAUGAUGCAGUAGUGAAUGAAUCAGAUCAGAUUGUAACGGAACGUUGUUCAACCAAAUGGGAUGAAAAAAUCAAUUCAUUAUAUUAUGAAAUUAACGACAACGAUUACGAAAAUGGGAGAAAAGAAUAUCUAAUGAAACUAGUUAGACUGUCAUCUAAAGUGAAAGCAAAAGGAAAAACAAAAAGGAAAAUAUCGAAAGAAAUGGUAACGAAAGUAACUCCAAAUAACAAUAAUGAUAAUGAAAAACAGAAAUUGUAUAAACUGCGUUUUACUGUAUGUACGUUGAAUCCCUGUAGGCCAUUAACAAAACCAACAUUUUCAACAAUAAUACAAGAACAAAACGUUAUAAUACAAUUUUAUAGAUUUGUACCAUCUGCAUUACGCUUAGACGGGAAUGAAACAAUUGAUGUGGUAUUUAGUAGAGGUGAUUUAACACAUGGAAUACGAAUAUUUGUUAACGGUGAACGACUUGAUGAUAAUAAAAUACGUAAACAAGGAUCUACAUUUAUUAUUCCAUCAGUUGCACAACAAAAGCAUGGUCAAGAAGAUCUACUUAUUAAAGUAGAAAAAUACGAUGUUUAUCAAUCAGUUAUGAAUACCAAAGAUGAGUAUGCAGUAUUAAUCGAAGGCCGAAUACGAUACGAACAACCUCAGUCUCAAAGUAAGGGAGCGUGUCAAAAUGUAUUCCGGUCGGUCGGUCGCUAUUCCGCUCUUCCUCUAUUCCGCUCUUCCUCUAUUCCUGUAUUCCUCUAUUCCUCGACUAUUCCUCUAUUCCUGUAUUCCGCUAUUCCGCUAUUCCUGUAGUCCGCACACAACAUUUCGUUUUAUAAGAACAUUUAUAUAGAUGUAUAUAUGAACUUCGUUUUCUUUUCUAAUUUAAUCUGAUUAAAUUAAUUUGAUUAUUUCUUCAG